Molecule: messenger RNA, 4675 nt
Organism: Drosophila willistoni
Lineage: Eukaryota; Metazoa; Arthropoda; Insecta; Diptera; Drosophilidae
Gene: ago
Product: F-box/WD repeat-containing protein 7
Exons: 8
Coding region: 197-4114 (1305 amino acids)
Biological process (GO): proteasome-mediated ubiquitin-dependent protein catabolic process; ubiquitin recycling
Cellular component (GO): nucleus; cytoplasm
Molecular function (GO): ubiquitin binding
Source: RefSeq, a predicted model, not a curated record
CAGCACUCUGUAGUUAGCAGGAAUUGAUGAAUAUCAACUCUGAAUCGUUGUAAAAGAGCAAGAAAAAAGCAAAAACGAAAGCAAAAAAUUAUCUAUUUCUUUAGUGUGUGCAUACAUAAUUGAACUAGAAGAGCAGCAAUCUCAUCAGUCAGCUGGUAAGAGUGUGACUCCAAUUUUUGGAUGAAUUAUAAGUAUUAUGGAAAAAGGAUGUUCAGUUGCUAACAGUAAAUCCGUGGCAAGUGCAACUUCAACUACCGUCGCUACCGCCACAAACUUCAUAUCUGGCCAAUCCGAUUUUAAGGCAGGUCUUGAUCAUCUUCCAACAACUAGCCAAGGACACAUUGGUGAAGCAGUAACUGAAGCGAAAACAGAAGCACUUGUAUCUAUGUCAAAACUGAGGAAUGAUGUCGAUGAAGUGCAUGGCUUUGCCGUAGUACUCGAUGAUGAGUCAAGUACAUCUGGGGUGUUAGAGACCUUCGAUAUAAGUUCUUCCAACUCGCUGCCCACCAACACGGAAGCCAUGCAUUCUGUAGGUGUGGUGGUGGCUGUGGACGAUGGCUCCUCCACUGACACCCUUAAUGUAGGGCAUGGGCAUGAUCAUCCCUCCGAACAUAGUCAAGUAUUUUUCAAUAAUAAUGAUCACGGAGAGAAACAGGACGCAAUAGUCUGCAUAAUAAAUGACGAUGACGAAGCGGAGGUACUGAUCGAGGAGGACGAUGAUGACGAUGAGGAUGGCAAUGAUAUUGUGGAUGCUGCCAUUGAUUGUCCGGACACUUCUCAAUUGCCGCUGCCCGAUGGCACCAUCAUUGCAGCUGAUGGAUCCAAGAUCUUUUUGGAGACCCCUGUCAUUGAGGAUGUGCAACAGCACACUGGUGAAGCCGAUACUGUUGCAACAGUAUCGGAGCUUGGUGAGAAGCCCGGAAAACCCAAGCGACUCAGUGAUGAGUUUAUGAUUGCUGAAGACCUAUUGGAUGAUCAGGCAUCGGCUGUAGCACCUACCGAAAUAAAGUCAAGACCUGAAAACGCAUGUCAUAACCAGGAUCCGCAACCCAGGGAAAUCGAAAGGGAGGAGGGAAAUGUGGCGUCUACAUCCCAACACGACAAAUUGAUGUCUGUGCGUCUGAAGCAGAUGACCCUAACAGCUAAUGCUUCUAAUUCUUCCUCCACCUCCUUACCAAUAGCUGCCACACCAGCUCAGGCGGAUACUGAAUCGAUGGAUUUAAUUGAGCGUUGCGAUUUUGAAACUGAACAGCGCCUUACUGGGGGCAUUGUACUGCGCACUAGUUCAAUUGUGAGCAAAAACAAACUAAAUCUAAGUCUGAUAAAUUCUUUGGGGAGUGGACCAACAGCAGGAGUUAGUAGCAGCACCGACGAUUGGCCCACUAGCAGCACAGGACGAGCGAUUUCCUCAGACAGCAAGUGCACUUACAAAGAUCUAUCGACCACACCAACAAGCAGCCGCAAGUACACAAAUAGUCGUUUGAGUAAAUCGACUGCUAAACUCAACUUGGGGUCCUCUUUGAAAUCUGAAUCCUUGCCGGUAGCAACAUUCGCCGUUGCCUCCUCUAAUGCUAUGUCGACAUCGACGACGUCAUCGGAGGCAGCCACAUCUUGUCAAGAAGUUUCGCGGACAGAUGGUUUCACGAAUACCAACUCAAAUGAUAACGCAUGUUUGGCAAGAAGUUUAGCUCCUACUUUGAGCUGUCAUCAGGAGGACAAGAACCUUGAGCCAACGGGCUCACAUUCCAUUUCCUUUAGCUCUGUUGGUUCUCAGACCACUCAGGAAGGCGGAUGCAGUCGCAGUAGUGUCUUGAAUUCUUCUCAAAAUGCUUCUCUAGAUGAUGCGCAACCAUCGACAUCGUCAUCCGUUACAACUUCUUCAGCUCGUUGCCAUUAUGCAGCAGCCACAAAAACGCUGCGCCAUGUUAACGCCAGCGCCCAGACUCAGGAACGUUUUCUUUCGCGAACCAAUAAUUUAGCACCUAACGGCGGAGCAGGAGGAGAAGCAUUAUCAACUCAAGCGCCACUUACCCGACGAAGACGUAAUGAGAUAAUUGUUCUAGAUGUGGUAUUGGAGGAGGAAGCCACUAACGGACAUCGAAGCGGGGAAAGCGAACUCGUUGAUCCUGGCAAUUUUGGUGGAACGGAAGAGCCUUGGGUAAAUUGCGAUGAGGAGAACAAUUGCUCAGAUCUAGAGGAGAUUUGCACUUGCCAAAAUGGAAACGGAGCCAGUCGCAGCAGCAGCAGUACCAGCCUAAGUGAGGUCAUAGAAAUGGAUGCUAUGCAAAACGACGAGCAAAUAGCUUUGCUAUCAACAUCGACCUCUGUCAAGGCUAAUGCAGCCACAGGCGACAGUUAUCUGCCCAAUUCUAGCUCGACGGUCUCUCAGCAACGCAAACGUAAAUAUAACGAAGGACAUCUGCUAGAUGGUUGCGAUUAUUCCAUGGUUGUUUCUGCCGACACUGGGACAAGUGUUGUUGGCAGUGGAAUUGGGGAUAAUUGUCGCAAAAGAAUAGCAUACGACUUUGCUUCGACUCCACGAAGUUCUGGACCUAUAGCGAUGAUGUCUAUGGUACCCACCCCUCAGUUAGCCCACUCAUCGCCUUUAGGACGCAGAACUCCUCGUUCUGGACUGGUUCUCACACGUGACAACCCGCCACCGGAACUUCAGCACUGGCUGGCUCAAUUCCAGCGCUGGUCUCAUGCAGAACGUUUACUUGCCGUUGACCGCUUGAUCGACAAUUGCGAUCCUUCACAAGUGCGUCACAUGAUGAAGGUCAUUGAACCGCAGUUCCAGCGAGACUUUAUAUCCUUGUUACCUCGGGAGUUAGCCCUGUUUGUGCUCUCAUACUUGGAGCCGAAGGAUUUACUACGUGCCGCCCAAACCUGUCGUAGCUGGCAGUUCCUUUGUGACGACAAUCUGCUGUGGAAGGAAAAGUGUAGGAAAGCCCAGAUUCUCACAGAGUCACGCAGCGAUCGGCCAAAACGAGGCCGUGAUGGAAAUAUGCCACCCAUAUCGUCUCCUUGGAAAGCAGCCUAUAUGCGGCAGCAUAUUAUUGAAAUGAACUGGCGUUCCCGUCCUGUGCGAAAGCCGAAAGUCCUAAAGGGUCACGACGAUCAUGUCAUAACAUGCCUUCAAUUCUCUGGUAAUCGCAUCGUAUCUGGUUCCGAUGACAAUACGCUUAAAGUUUGGUCUGCUGUUAAUGGAAAGUGCCUACGCACGUUAGUUGGUCAUACUGGCGGAGUGUGGUCCUCGCAGAUGUCGGGAAACAUCAUUAUCUCUGGCAGUACGGAUCGCACUUUAAAAGUUUGGGAUAUGGAAAGCGGCGCCUGCGUUCACACACUUCAAGGACAUACGUCCACAGUUCGCUGCAUGCAUUUGCAUGGUAGCAAGGUGGUCAGUGGAUCACGUGAUGCAACUUUACGGGUCUGGGACAUUGAGCAGGGCUCCUGCUUGCAUGUCCUUGUUGGGCAUUUAGCCGCUGUGCGCUGUGUGCAAUAUGAUGGUAAGCUUAUUGUAUCCGGAGCAUACGACUAUAUGGUCAAGAUCUGGCAUCCAGAGCGCCAGGAGUGUCUUCACACACUCCAGGGACACACAAAUCGCGUCUAUUCGCUUCAGUUCGAUGGCUCACAUGUGGUUUCGGGAUCGCUGGAUACUUCGAUACGAGUGUGGGAUGUAGAGUCAGGCAAUUGCAAGCACACUCUAAUGGGUCAUCAAAGUCUUACCUCUGGCAUGGAGUUGCGACAAAAUAUCCUUGUUUCGGGUAAUGCCGACUCAACUGUUAAGGUGUGGGAUAUCACAACUGGACAAUGCCUGCAGACACUAUCUGGCCCCAAUAAGCAUCAGUCCGCAGUUACCUGUUUACAAUUCAAUUCGAGAUUUGUAGUAACUAGUUCCGAUGACGGCACCGUCAAGCUAUGGGACGUGAAGACCGGUGAUUUCAUUCGUAACUUAGUCGCCCUUGAUUCCGGAGGUUCCGGUGGCGUUGUGUGGCGUAUCAGGGCAAAUGAUACAAAGCUUAUUUGUGCUGUUGGCUCACGUAAUGGAACAGAAGAAACUAAGCUAAUGGUUCUAGAUUUUGAUGUGGAGGGCGCAUGUGUUAAAUGCUCAUAGGAGCAGGAUAAGCCGCAAUUCCAAUUUGGCUACACACGACUUUGCUAUGCUCUAAGAUUUACAAGACCUCUAAGUGAGAUUCCAUUGCAAAUUUAUUUUAACAGAGAUCACAAACUUAUACCGGGAUCGUCCGGAACGAAAGUUGCUUGCCUUGCCAACAAAAUGCAGCUACUCAGUCACACAUUUACAACAACAUGAAAAAAACACAUCAAAACAGGCGAAGAAAAAGGGAUUGGGCAUAGUUUGGGGAUGGCUAUAAGUGUGCUUUAUUAUUAUUUUCUUCAGUUAACGUUGCGUCAUAGCCAAAAUUUAAUGUCGUUCAUAGAAUAAUUUUGCUAUUUUAAUUCUUAUUUUGAUUGAUAAUUACAUUCGAAAUCGAUUGAAUAAGCCAUAAAUAGGCAUAGUAAUAAUAUAAUAUUAUAUUUAACCCUACUUUUUUAAUUCUGAAUAUACUGUUAAAGAAACCGUCGAAAAUGCUGACCCAGAGAGAGAAGACAGAGUUGGAAAAAAGUUAAUGGAAAACAGCUUUAUAUUGAUUAAAUUUAAAUUUGUUUAACUGAA